AUGGCCCCACAAGCACACCAGCCUGACUUUACGGACACGACCGACUUCGAGAACGCGUCUCGUGGUUUACUUGGAUUUCUCGAGCCAUGCAUUAUCCGCUCUGCCGAAGGACGCGUGGUAUGGAACAACGACGAGUACAGUUUCGUCCACAACACGGAAUGUCCCGAGACGGCCAACCCGAAGCUCUGGCGUCAAGCUCAAUUGGCCUCUCAGCAGGGGCUAUUCGAAGUCACGCCAGGAAUCUAUCAGGUCCGUGGGUUUGAUUUGGCCAAUAUGACGAUUGUCGAGGGAGACAGCGGCAUCAUCGUCAUCGACCCUCUCACCUCCUCUGAAUGCUCCGCUGCAGCUUUAGCUUUGUAUCAUAAGCAUCGAAGCGACAGAAAAGUGACAGGUUUGAUCUAUUCACACUCGCAUAUCGAUCAUUUCGGGGGCGCGAAAGGGGUCCUUUCAGAUACUGCCGAUAUCCCUAUCUUAGCACCAGAGGGAUUCAUGGGAGAGGCGACCAGUGAGAACACACUUCUUGGUCCGGCUAUGCGUCGCCGGGCCAUGUACAUGUAUGGAAGCGGGCUACCCAAAUCUCCGGACGGCCAGCUGGGCUGUGGUAUCGGUAUGGCUGUCUCUAGUGGAACAAAUACCUUGGUCCCGCCAAACGAGACAAUUUACCGAACCGGCGAGGAGAGGGUUGUUGACGGAAUCCGGAUUCAGUUCCAGAUGGUCCCUGGCACAGAAGCACCGUCCGAAAUGAACUUCCAUUUUCCCCAUCAUCGCGCACUGUAUAUCGCUGAAUGCGCGACACACUGUUUACACAAUAUCAUCACCUUGCGCGGAGCCUUGGUCCGAGACGCCAAGGCCUGGGCUCACUAUCUCGACGAGUCCUUGGUUUUAUUCGGAGACAUAUCAGAUGUGCUAUUUGCCGGACAUAACUGGCCCACCUGGAGACAAGAGAAUAUCACGACUAUGAUCUCCGAACAACGAGAUCUCUAUGGCUUUUUGCACGAUCAGACAGUCCAAAUGAUGAAUACCGGGAUGAUAGGAAUCGAAAUCGCAGAGAAGUUGACCUUACCACCGGCGUUGCAAAAGGCGUGGCACACCCAGGGAUUCUACGGAUCCGUGAGCCAUAACGUCAAGGGAAUCUAUCAACGUUACAUGGGCUGGUUUGAUGGUAACCCCGCGCAUCUGUGGGAGCAUCCUCCCGUUGAGAAUGCCAAACGGUAUGUGGAUUGCAUGGGAGGAAUUGACGAGGUUGUUCGCAAGGCAGAUGGAUACUCACAGAAUGGGGAUUUGAGAUUUGCGGCCACUUUGCUCGGGCAUGCCAUUGCGCUCGAUCCCGGGUAUGAGGGUUCCAGAAAACUGCUAGCGGCAGUGUUUGAGAGACUGGGAUUCGGAGCUGAGAAUACCACCUGGAGAAACUUUUAUCUAUCUGGUGCACGAGAUCUGCGUGCUGGGAAUAAAGGUCAGACGGCGCCACGGGCCAUGCACGGGUUCUCGCCAAUGCAGUCGGUGGAGCAGUGGCUCUCUGUCCUGUCUGUACGCCUGGAUGGAUCAAAGGCUGCCGAGGAGUCGUUCACGAUAGAUAUUAUACUGAAGGAUCUGGAACAAACCUGGCGGGUGAUCAUCAGCAAUGGCGUUCUCACCUACAGACGUCAAUCUCGUCAGUCGGAGAAUGCGGUGAAAUCGGACUUGAUAAUCAGGCUUGACAAAAGUCAGCUACAAAACAUCCUCAAUGGGGCCUCGGAGAAGGGGAAGAUCGAACAGGAAGGGGAUGGCUCUCUGUUUAAAAGAUUCCUCCUGUUAACAGGUGUGAAACAGGAUGUAUCCGGUACCAAAAGCCAUAUAUAG
Aspergillus affinis is the source of this 1839-nucleotide messenger RNA. Its product is annotated as alkyl/aryl-sulfatase. Gene Ontology annotation, biological process: dodecyl sulfate metabolic process. NCBI's taxonomy places the organism in Eukaryota, Fungi, Ascomycota, Eurotiomycetes, Eurotiales, Aspergillaceae. The transcript has a single exon. Bases 1 to 1839 code for a protein of 612 amino acids. The record is from RefSeq and is a predicted model, not a curated record. Gene Ontology annotation, molecular function: protein dimerization activity; linear primary-alkylsulfatase activity.